This is a messenger RNA of Dermacentor albipictus, 384 nucleotides long. RefSeq lists its product as uncharacterized. The record is from RefSeq and is a predicted model, not a curated record. NCBI's taxonomy places the organism in Eukaryota, Metazoa, Arthropoda, Arachnida, Ixodida, Ixodidae.
UUAUCUAUGCUACCUCAUUGGGUGUUUCGGUGGUGGCAGGUCCUCCAGGACCAAGAGAAGGACAAGGAGCCACCGAUGCCACACCGCUGGUUCAGCCGCGCCGUACCAUUUUUCCUGCAGAGCCCAGAACCACUGCUGCCCCGGCUACGAUUGUGCAGCCACCAUCAGUUGGCUACUUGUCAGAGCCCAGAACCACUCUUGCCCCAGCUCCAGGCCAGCCAAGUGCAGUGGACUGCUUGUCAGAGCCUACUACAAGUUGCACACAAGUGCAGAGCACUUCAAGGGCUUGGACACCAGAGCCAGUGCCUGAAGAUGGCUUAUGCAACGAGAUGCCAGGCAUGGUGCCAAAUGACUUCGGUAGGAAACUAUUUUGUUUCACAUUAA